Adineta ricciae is the source of this 1560-nucleotide messenger RNA. NCBI's taxonomy places the organism in Eukaryota, Metazoa, Rotifera, Eurotatoria, Adinetida, Adinetidae. The record is from the annotation of a GenBank genome assembly.
AUGGGUUGUAUAAUUCGACGUUUUCUAUCGGCUAGUUCUUUUGAAACGUUGAGAUACCCUGUAGACGAUAAACCUAGCCAACUUGAUAGUGCCAAAGCACCACGUCGACAAGAAUAUGAUGACGAUCCAGUGCCAUUGCGAGCGCCUCGUGCUCCACCUGUGCCUCAUAAACCUCUACCGAAACCAGCAUCUCAGAUGGACUCAUCGCGCGUACAACUUCAUACUCCCAUCUAUAUUGGUAUACAGGAGUAUCAGAAAGAGAACCUUAACGAAAUAUCGUUUGAGAAAGAUGACGAGAUGGAACUGAUCGAACAGGUCAAUUCUAAUGAAUUACGUGUUAAUCAUCUUCGUUCUGGCUCGUCUGGAAUCAUUCCCAAAACGCACGUUCGCAUUGAUGUUGACACACCGCUUCGCCUAGCUGUCAAAGAAUCUGGUGUCAUUCAACGUUGUCUUCUGCAUUACAAUAUACCCGGUACUUAUCUCAUUCGACGCAGUACAAAUACUCCAAAUGCGUUCGUUCUAAGUAUUUCACAAAUUAACGAAAGUUAUAAUACUUUGACAUGGCAUUAUUUAAUUUCUAUCAAUCCAUCGAAUAACUGUUUCUAUUUUUCUCAAGAAGCUCAACUUCAAACACUCACUUUCACGUCAUUUCAACACUUGAUCGCUGACGAACGUAUCCGUGCUGUUAUUCCUCUCACUGAGAUUAUUCCAUAUUCGAUUGAAUUCGACGAGGAAGUUUGGAAUAUACCAUAUAGGGAGCUAGAAAUUGAAGACAAAAUCGGCGAAGGUCAAUUUGGUGAAGUAUAUCGUGCACAUUGGCAUAAAGGUCAAACUAUUACUCCUAUCGCUGUCAAAAAAUUGCACAUCUCGGGAAUUACGAGUACGAUCAAACGAGAAAUCGAAGCAAUGAAAACGUUAACGAAUCUGUACAUUGUCACAUUGUAUGGUAUUUCUCAGAAUCCGACUACAAAUGAACUUCUUAUUGUGACUCAACUAAUGGAGAAUGGCGAUCUAAAAACAUGGCUGAAAAAUUUACAAACUCUACCGAAAUAUUCGACGCUCGUACACUUUGCGAAAGAUAUCUCGUGUGGAAUGAACUAUUUGGAGGUUCGGAACUAUGUACAUCGUGAUCUUGCUUGUCGAAAUAUUCUUCUCGGACCUUGCGGAAAAAAGAUCAAGAUCGCUGACUUUGGUUUAUCAACGAUUGUCAGUCCAACUGAUGCCGCUCUACGCCAAGAAGCACAUUCACAAAAGUUGCCAACACGUUGGUUAGCACCAGAAUUGCUUCAUAAUCAAGCAGCUUAUUCGAUCAAAUCAGAUGUCUGGGCGUUCGGAAUAGUUUUAAUUGAACUUUGGUUAAAGGGAGGUGAUCCGUAUGGAAAUGAACAUCGAGCAUGGAUUCAGAGCGCAGUGAGUACAGGUCAUGUCCAUGAAAAACCAACAGACUGUCCGGAUGAUUUCUACGAAUCAGUUAUACAUAAAUGCUUGCAAUUUCAGGCCAAUGAUCGACCGAGUUUUUCAGCUCUCAGACAAUUAUUAGAAAAAUGGCAAUGUCAUUAA